AUGGGUCGCCUAAGCAGAAAUUCAUCCAGGCUGGAGUCUGCAGAUGAAGAUGUUGGCCCCGAGGUCAAACGCGAAGAGUCGAUCGAUGAUGAGAUGCCGGAAGAGCCUAGCAACGCCCGCAUAGCUGCCAUCAAGCAAGAGGAAGCAGCCGGUCUGUCCGACUCACCUUCGAUGCCAGCCACAAAAAUCAAGUCCUCUCGUUCUUCGUCAACCUCGUCAUCGUCCUCAAAACGAUCUUCGGCCGCAGAUUUGAGUGCCAAGAACGAGCCUAGGGAGGCGGAUGGUCUCAACUCAACCUCCACCUCGCCUGUCAAGCCCGAACCCAAGGAAUCCUCAAAGCCCACCAGAUCAUCCCGAACAGCGUCUAAGCUUCCUCCCCGUAUCGCACCUCUCCUCAACCACCUUCCCGACGCCACAACUGAGGCCAGCUCUACAUUCACCGUACUCGAUGCCUGCACGUAUCAGAAUAAAUAUCUGGGCUUCAGCGAACAUGCUCUCGACUGCGACUGCGUGGAAGAAUGGGAUCCCUCCACCAAGCAAAAUCUCGCGUGCGGCGAGGACUCCGACUGCAUCAACCGUGCAUGUAAGAUGGAAUGUGCGAACGAUUGUAGCUGCGGUACAUCAUGCCAGAACCAGCGGUUCCUCCGUCGUCUCUGGGCAAGUGUCUCGGUCGUUCAGACAGACAAGAAAGGGUAUGGACUGCGGACGAACGUUGAUCUGCGGCCACAUGAUUUCAUCUUUGAAUAUAUCGGCGAGACGAUCCCUGAAGCCACCUUCCGGAAACGAAUGGUGCAAUAUGACCAAGAGGGCAUUAAACAUUUCUACUUUAUGUCCUUGAGUAGAGGCGAGUUCAUCGACGCUACAAAAAAGGGCAACCUUGGUCGCUUCUGCAACCACUCCUGCAAUCCGAAUUGUUACGUUGACAAAUGGGUUGUCGGCGACAAACUACGCAUGGGCAUUUUUGCCGAGCGGAGCAUCAAGGCUGGAGAAGAAUUGGUCUUCAAUUAUAAUGUCGACCGAUAUGGAGCGAAUCCGCAACCCUGCUACUGUGGUGAAUCCAACUGCACGGGUUUCAUCGGCGGUAAAACGCAGACCGAAAGAGCCACCAAGCUUUCUACCGCGGUCAUCGAAGCCCUUGGUAUUGAAGAUGCCGAAACAUGGGACACCAUGGUGGCCAGACGUCCUCGCAAGAAGAAGACGACUGAAGAUGACGAAGAAUACGUUGACAGCCUUGAAGCGAAAUCUUUGGACGUUGAUGGCGUGACGAAAGUUAUGGCCGCAUUGAUGCAAUGUAAGGAGAAGUGGAUCGCUGUCAAGCUGUUACAGCGCAUCCAGCGCUGUACGGAUGAUCAAGCAUGGCACAGAGUCGUCAGAUUUCACGGCUACCAAAUACUAAACUCACAAUUAUCCGCUUGGAGGGAUGAUGAGAACAUAAUCCUGCAGAUUCUCGAUAUCCUCGACCACCUACCUCGGCUAACGAGAAACAAAAUUGUCGACGCAAAAAUUGACAAAACGAUGCAACCCUUCACUGAGCACUCUGAUGAAAGAGUAGCAUCUCAAGCAUCGGAGCUGCUUGAUGCGUGGUCGAAGCUCGAAUUAGCCUACCGUAUACCGCGGAAGAAGCGAGAGGAUGCAUCGACUCCUGUCAAGAAAGAGACACCGUUCGAGAGACGGGAAUCAGCUCAACAACGGAAACGGUCGCAAUCCCCGUCGCCUUCACGCAGUCCUCCCCGAGGACCUGCGAGCAUUUCAGCGCCAUCCGGGCCCAGGUCAUUGCAGAGACCUGGAUCCUUCCUUCCUCGCCACGGUCCUUCCUUCAACCGUGGACCACCUCCGCUACCGAAGGGCUGGUUUGCGGCUCAAGACAAUGGCCGAACGUAUUACUAUUCGGCCAGUGGCCAAACGACUUGGACGAGACCUGUUCAUCCUCCUGAUCAACCUCCUCCUCCUCCGAAACAGCGCUCCGAACAAGACGUCCUCAAAAGCAUUAUUGACAACAUUGUUACAUCUCGGGAGAAAGAAACGAAGACUAGUACUCCUGACACACCGGAGCCCACGAAGGUCAAGAAGGAAGAGAAAUGGAAAUCGUAUGACGAAGAGAAGCAGAAGAAGUUGUACGAAAAUACACUCUUUCCUCACAUCUCACAUGCGAUGAGCAAGUACAAGCACAAGAUUCCCAAGGACGACCUCAAAAGGUUCGGCAAGGAGAUCUCCAAGAAGCUGGUUGCCUCAGACUACAAGGCCGGGCGGGUCAAGAAUCCCACAAAGAUCGACGAGCGGCAGCAGAAGAAGGUGAAGGAGUUCUGCAGACAGUUUUUUGAGAAGGCAUACCAAAAGCACAAAAAGCACGAAGCAGAGAAGGCGGCACGAGACAAGGGCAAGAAGACACCUGCAGCUCCAUCUCCAGCAGAGUCGCCGAACGCAGAUGGUGCAACGCCCGAGGACACAAAGAUGUCGGACGUCGAGGAUGAGGAGGAGAAUGUUGAAGCCUCACCCAAUGCUCAGUCACUGUCCGAGCGAACCGCCAACGGCACGCUGAAGCGCAAGCGUGUCGAGGACGAGGGAUUUUCGAUAGUACGCGACGAGAACGAUGCCGAGUCCGUGGAGUCGCCUUCGACGAAGGCCAAUCUUGAAGUCGACACGCCACCCCCUCCACCGCCCCCACCUGCACCUCCUGUCGAGACCCCACCAACAAGCACACCGCGAGAGGGCGAAGGUGCGGGUGAAGAGGACGUGGACAUGGACAUGGACACUGAUAUUCACGCCGACACGAAUUUCAAGGGGAGGAGCAUGGCGGAUGUCCUGGCACAGGCGCAGGCUGAAGAUGGCGAUGGCGAUGGCGACGGUGAAGGGGAUGUGGAAAUGAAGAAUGGCCUGGAAAAUCCGAUGGUUGACAAACAGCCGUUGAGUCAUCCGAGUGAUGUAGGUGGUGUUGGACGCCAGUGA
Messenger RNA from Exophiala xenobiotica, 2946 nucleotides. RefSeq lists its product as uncharacterized. The record is from RefSeq and is a predicted model, not a curated record. The coding region runs from base 1 to 2946 and encodes 981 amino acids. Gene Ontology annotation, molecular function: protein binding; histone H3K36 methyltransferase activity. Lineage: Eukaryota; Fungi; Ascomycota; Eurotiomycetes; Chaetothyriales; Herpotrichiellaceae. The transcript has 3 exons. Gene Ontology annotation, biological process: regulation of DNA-templated transcription. Gene Ontology annotation, cellular component: chromatin; chromosome; nucleus.